GGUGCAAACAAUAGGACCGGUAAUUCACGUAUACAAGGACGGAGAAGUGAGUAUAUAAAGCUACGAAAAUUCAUCAUCGACCAUCAGUUGCUCAGUCUAACAAGUGAACAAUCGAACAAACAUGAAGACUCUGAUCGUUUUGUUUGCUCUUUUGGCAAUGGCCAUGGCAGGAUACUUAGCUCCUUACGCUGGUUAUGGCGGUUAUUAUGCGGGUUAUCCAGGAUAUUACGGAGCUUAUCGUGGAUACGGAUACGGUUAUGGAUUAGGACAUUAUGGGUACGGAUUAGGACACUACGGUUUUGGUGCCCCAUACCGUUAUGGAGCGUAUGGAGCAUUUGGAAAAUACUGGUGAUGAUCAGCGACAAAAUCUCGUUCCUGCAAAGCCACCGAAUUGAUUACAUUUCUGGAGAGUGUAACGAAACUAAUAUUAUUAUAAUAAAAUAACAUUUCAUUCAAAAA
Messenger RNA from Centruroides sculpturatus (bark scorpion), 459 nucleotides. RefSeq names its product keratin-associated protein 19-2-like. NCBI's taxonomy places the organism in Eukaryota, Metazoa, Arthropoda, Arachnida, Scorpiones, Buthidae. The coding region runs from base 122 to 352 and encodes 76 amino acids. The record is from RefSeq and is a predicted model, not a curated record. The transcript is spliced from 3 exons.